Misgurnus anguillicaudatus (oriental weatherfish) is the source of this 4298-nucleotide messenger RNA. NCBI's taxonomy places the organism in Eukaryota, Metazoa, Chordata, Actinopteri, Cypriniformes, Cobitidae. The record is from RefSeq and is a predicted model, not a curated record.
UAUGUCAGUGAUGAUGUUUUCUGACUGUUGCGGUAAUGAGAUUUUUUAGGACUAAUUUUUUAAAUUAUGUUACAAAAUGUGUUAAAUGAUAAGUACAAGUUUUUAAAUUAAUGUUCCCAUUUACUCCAGACUUUGUUUUUCAAUGUCUGGUGGGAAAAAAAGUAAAUUUAAGCAAUUUUUACAUUUUCAUGCUUGACAUUUUUAAAACCAAGUUUUCGUGAGAAUCACCCACAUAUCAGAUUUAAUAUAACACACUCAGUGUUUGUGUAAGAAUAGGUAAACAUGCUUUGCAUCUCUGUAAUUUAAAAGUCAUAGCUUUAGGUCAGUUCAUUUCCAGAAAGCCAUCUUUUAAUGAUCAAGGUAAUUUCUUGUCUUUUGUCAUAGAAAUGUAAUGAACCAUCAAUAGAUCAAUGUAAAGCCCAUCAAGGGCCUUCAGUUUAGUCGCUUCAUUGGAAACAAAAGUUGAAUUUUUCCUGAUUCACAGAACUCUGAGCUGUUAAGAGUUCUGGUGAAAAAAGCAUUUUGUGCAUUUAACAUUAAAUAAUUUAGCCUUUGUGAAUGUGUUUGAUUGUGAUGUGUUUGUAUGUUAUUGAUUGGUUUCAGAGUGCUGAAGCAGACAGUUGACCGGUUCACAUUCACACAGGGUUUUAGCCACGUGAGGUCAGUUUGUCGAUGUUCCCAUUAUAGGGUAACUAGGGGACAACCCUAUCAGAGAUUUGCAGUGCGUUUAAAUGGCAACAGCUUUUGGAUUAUGUACCACAUGAAGCUGAGUCUGUAACAGACGGGUAAUCCAGCAAGAAGAAACAAAAUGCAACACUUCCAUGACUUGAAGUCCAGUCUGUGGAAUUCUGAGCAGAUACAGUGCAGUGCUAUAAACCGUUUCCCAUCACUAAACAUCCAUCUAGCCGGACGUUCCAAUCACACCGCACCGACCAACAACAUUGAGCUUGUUAAUCCAAAGGUCAAAGAACGCACACAGAAUGUCACAGAAAAAGUCACACAGGUACUGUAUGAUACCUGGAGCAUCCCGAUCUAUGAUCAGAGUAAAGGUGCUUUCUUUAGGUGCAGAUGUUUUGCCCGAGUAUAAGCUCCAAGCUCCAGACAUUCAUAAGUGGAUCAUGUUGCAUUACAGUCCCUUUAAAGCCAUGUGGGAUUGGAUCAUUCUUCUGUUAGUGCUCUACACAGCCAUCUUCACACCGUAUUCAGCCGCCUUUCUCCUAAAUGAGCUGGAGGAGGAGAGGAGACCACCCUGCGGUUACACCUGUAACCCUUUAAAUUUAGUAGACGUGAUAGUGGACGUUCUGUUCAUCAUAGACAUUGUGAUUAAUUUCAGAACGACGUACGUAAAUCACAAUGAUGAAGUCGUAACUCAGCCCAAGCGUAUCGCUGUCCACUAUCUGAAAGGUUGGUUUCUCAUUGACAUUGUGGCCGCUGUUCCCUUUGAUCUGCUCAUCUUCAGGUCUGGAUCAGAUGAGACGACAGCCACUCUCAUUGGCUUGCUAAAGACGGCCCGGCUGCUGCGAUUGGUCCGCGUGGCCAGAAAAUUGGAUCGAUACUCUGAGUACGGAGCUGCAGUUUUAUUCUUGCUCAUGUGUACCUUUGUGCUUAUCGCUCAUUGGCUGGCUUGUAUCUGGUAUGCCAUUGGUCACGUGGAGAGGCCUUACAUGAAGACCGGUUGGCUGGAUAAUUUGGCCGAUCAGCUGGGAAAGCACUAUAAUGACAGUGAUGCCAGCUCAGGACCCUCAACUCAGGAUAAAUACAUCACUGCGCUCUAUUUCACCUUCAGUAGUCUUACCAGUGUCGGCUUUGGGAACGUUUCACCAAACACCAACUCUGAAAAGAUCUUCUCCAUCUGCGUCAUGCUCAUUGGCUCCCUGAUGUAUGCCAGCAUAUUUGGGAAUGUGUCGGCAAUAAUCCAGCGGCUUUAUUCAGGAACAGCCCGCUAUCACACGCAGAUGCUGCGAGUCAAAGAGUUCAUCCGCUUCCACCAGAUACCUGGAGAUCUGCGACAGAAACUGGAGGAAUAUUUCCAGCGCGCCUGGUCUUACACCAAUGGCAUUGAUAUGAAUGCAGUCAUGAGAGGUUUUCCUGAAUGUUUGCAAGCUGACAUUUGCCUGCAUCUCAACCGCAGUUUACUGCAGAACUGCAAAGUGUUUCGUGGGGCAAGUAAAGCGUGCCUUAGAGCUCUGGCCACGCGCUUUAAAACCACCCAUUCCCCACCCGGAGACACCCUCUAUCAUCACGGUGAUAUGAUCAAAGCCCUCCACUUCAUCUCACGCGGAACCAUUCAGGUGUCACGUCAUAACAUUGUGCUCGCCAUACUGGGAAAGAAUGAUGUAUUUGGCGAGCCAAUUAAUCUGUACUCGGAUCCUGGUCAUUGCAACGCUGAUGUUACCGCACUCACCUACUGUGACCUUCACCGUAUACAAAGAGACGACCUACUGGAGGUCCUGGAUAUGUAUCCAGCCUUUGGCGAGAGGUUCUGGAGAAACCUCCAGAUCACCUUUAACCUUAGAGAUUCAGAACAGAUGAUGCCCAGUGAAAACUCAGCCUGUGGUUACCAUGCGAACCGCAUACGACACCGCAAAAACUUGCAGGACAGACGCAACGGACCAGAUGGAAUGGAUCAGUAUGACUCAUCUAGGAUGUACUCAUCUGAGAUCAGUUCGAUACUUGUUAAUCAUCAUUUACCAGUCAAUCACAUAGACUGGGAGGAGUCAUACAGCUGUGGCAGCUCCAAUUCACAGUCCAGUGAAAACCUCGACAAAGCAGAACAUCUGGACUCUCCUUCUCCUGCUGUUAGACUGAUACCACCAAGUGGUGCUUCAGGGAUCAGCACAGAAUCCGGCAUGGAAAGGGAACAUUUGGCUCCUUCUGCGUCUGGAUUGUUUCAUUUCUGGCCUGAUCAUCAGUCAGCUUCAUACGCUGAAGAGUCUCGGCGUGUCUCUUCUGUCCCAGUUUCAUUCCUAACACCACCAUUUGCAGAUCAACAUGGUGAGGUUGAGUCCAGACUGGAGCUCCUGCAGAGCCAGCUUAACAGGCUUGAGACAAGAAUGAUCACAGACAUCAGUGUGAUUCUUCAGCUUCUUCAGCGACAGAUUGCUUCUGUUCCUCCAGCGUAUAGCACUGUACUGCCUGACACCCGCACUCCUGACCCAACCACACUGUAUACAAACAGUGCGCCCAUACUUAACACCAUAUACCCUACCCCAAAUAUUCAACUGGACAGUAAAACCAUUCAGAGUCCGAUCCAGCAAGAUUCCAUAUUCAAGUCAAACUCUCAAGGAUCUCUGUCCAGUGGUAUUCAAAUGGGUGCGGCAUCAGAUGACUGUGUUCCUGCUAAACUAGAAACAAAACCUAUUACAGUCCCAAUUCUUCAGCCCGGUUUGAUUGAUGCACCACAAUUCUGUGCACCCCUUCGAUUAUUUCCCUCUCUGCCUGGCAGCCUAAACCUCUUGCGCCCGGGAGAAAUUCAAAAACACAUGUCUGAUCCUGCUUUACCAGUCAGCUGAAAGCUACAAACAAACCAUUUACAAGCCUCCGACUCUCACUUGGGUGUCUUUAAGUGCUGUGUACUUACAUACAAUAAAACCAUUUAAUACAUUGUGUUUAUUAUGUACAUAUGUGUUGUCCUGGGUACUGUAGAUUUAGGUUUAGGCCUUAGGGAUUAAAAGUGUAAUUACAUGCAAAUACAGGUGUAAGUACGAUUGAAUUUACCAACACAUAUGUACACAAUAGUCACACAGUGCAAUAGUACACACCUACUAUAAAGUGGGACCAGUAUCUGUUUUACAGCAAGAACAGCAGACCAAUGGCCAGACAUCUUAGUGCUUCUUUGCAUCCAUUUUAGUGAUCUAGAAACCCCAAAUGCACUGAAGACAUCUUAACCUGAAGAUGUACAUUACAUUUCGACUACAAAUAUGACGCACUUUCAAUAAAGAUUAAUGUUUCUACGGGUGAAAUGCUCCUUUAAAACUGCAUGUCAUUGCAUGUGGACAUCAACAAAUUAUUCUGUAAGUCAGAUGCUCAAAAAGAGUCAAAAUGAUAAAACUUAGCAAAGACUCUAUAGAGCUGAUCUCAUUCACUUCUGCACAUCAACCUUCAGGACAUUUAAUACUUGUUUAAUGUCUGGUGAGAAUGAUGUAUGUGCUGUAUUCACAAAGUAUGUCAGUAUACUUGCAUUUUUUGUAUACAAAAAACUGUUCAGUGUUUUUGUGGUCACGACUAAAAGGUACCGUCUAUUGAGAAAAUUACUUGGAAGUAUUCACUAUAAAGUAUUCAAAAUUAAUAAAGGUGUG